UACGUCAACUCUCCCCCCCACCUACGUAAUCUUCUCCGCGUUUAGCCGGGGAUUCCGACUUUGACUUACCCAGUGGUUCAUACUCUCUCUCUCUCUCUCGCUCGCUGAGUUGAACCUGUGGCUUUGUGAGGGGAAGUCAAUCCAUCCGAGUCGCAGCUUCGAGAAUGGGUGUUUCGGUGAAGCAGAUGGCCCUGAUUGUGGCCACUUUGGGUGUACUGUCCUUCAUCUUUGGAGUGAUUGCUGAGAAUAAGAAGCCUGCAUCUGGAACUGUGAUUACUGUUAAAGAUGUGGUAAUUUGCAAGUAUCCAUCUGACCCUACUGUUGCUCUUGGGUAUCUGUCCUUUGCAUUCCUUGUGUUGUGCACUGUGGCGGGAUAUUGGUCUCUGUUUUACCCGUACAAGGGAAGGUCCAUCCCUCAAUCAGCUUUUUUCCACAAUACUAGCUUCGUUGUCUUCUUCAACAUUGCCUUGUUCAUAGGGGGAUUGGCAGCGGCGCUGCUGUUAUGGCCGACAAUUACUGAGCAAUUGCACCAGGCGCACAAUGUUCACAAGAACCUCAGCUACCAAUGCCCCACGGCCAAGACUGGUCUACUUGGUGGUGGAGCAUUUCUGUCCCUCGACUCAGCUCUCUUCUGGCUGGUUGCCCUUAUGCUAGCGGACAAUACCCGUGAGGAUUUCUUUGACGAGUUUGAUGGGCCCCGUAAGGAUGGCGAUCCAGGUCAGGUUCUCACAAACGAGUAUGAGGCGGAUGUGCAUAUGAAGGGGGUUGCCUAGUAAGUGUGGUCGGUUGGAAGGAUUUGGCAAACACAAAAACUGUCUUUCAUAUAAAGCAGCUUUCGGCCUCUAGCGACGCUGUAAAUGUCAUUGCUACUUAAGUUAUUGUCAUCGAUCUUGGAACCGUCUUCCUAUUGUUUAAAGUGCUACGGGUUUAAUGGU
This is a messenger RNA of Rhodamnia argentea, 935 nucleotides long. RefSeq lists its product as uncharacterized. Lineage: Eukaryota; Viridiplantae; Streptophyta; Magnoliopsida; Myrtales; Myrtaceae. The transcript has 4 exons. The coding region runs from base 165 to 773 and encodes 202 amino acids. The record is from RefSeq and is a predicted model, not a curated record.